Molecule: messenger RNA, 1296 nt
Organism: Fundulus heteroclitus (mummichog)
Lineage: Eukaryota; Metazoa; Chordata; Actinopteri; Cyprinodontiformes; Fundulidae
Gene: commd6
Product: COMM domain containing 6
Exons: 7
Coding region: 145-744 (199 amino acids)
Molecular function (GO): NF-kappaB binding
Source: RefSeq, a predicted model, not a curated record
GAAGAAGCACAUGAUCAAGAAGAAGAGGAAAACGAAGAAGAAGCUAUGUUUUCAAUAACUCUGUAAAAAAAAAAAUACAGAAAGGUUUAGAGUUCGUUUUAAAAGCGUGGAAGGUCAAGUCGUCAGCUUGACUGUCAAACAAAGAUGCCAGCUGAUGAGGAUUCACACGGCAUCAACAGUGUUGCAGACAAACUCUCCAGGCUGCCCCCAGAUCUGUUAACUGAAGCGUCUCAGCACAUUCUGUCCUAUCUGCAAGGGCAAAAUAGUGGCGUAGACUCAGCUGAAAUUUCUCAUAGAUUUCAGAGGGCAGGAGUAACAUUUGAUCAUGAAGCUGUCCAGAGCAUUAUCAGAUUUCUCCUGUUGACGUUCAGGUCCGCGGGAAAGAACAACCUCUCUGCAGAUGAACUUGUGUCGAAACUGAAGGAAGGCUCCAGCAAAUGGCCCAAAGCUUCUCUUCAGGUCUUGCACGCGUUGUGGAGUGAACAGGGUGCGGCGGUGCGUGCCCAGCAGGACGCGCAGUCCAUGCUCAGCAUUGGUCAGCUCGUGGACAUGCAGUGGAAGCUGGGGAUGGCGGUGAGUUCGGACACGUGUCGGUCUCUCAACUCGCCGUACGUCUCCCUCAUGCUCAAGAUCGCGGAGCCCUCUGGACAGAUCAGCCAGAAAGCUUUCGAGAUGACCAUUCCUCAGUUCCAGAAUUUUCACAAGCAGUUCAAGGAGAUGGCAGCGAUCAUGGAGACCGUAUGAUGCCGAGAACGCCUAAGUGUGCAGUUGGAACCAGAUUUCGUAAGAAUGGACAGAGGAGCCGCUUGACGUCUUUUUUUGUGUGUGUUUAGUGUUUUAAUAUGUCAAUGUGACUUGCUGCAAAUGUCAAGUCUCAGCUUGUCUCUCUCCACAGGUUGUAAAAGCUCUUACAUGAUGUGCUUGCAAGUACUUCAAGAUAAGAACAGCUGACUAAAAGACAGCUUUCAGGGUUAAGUAGUUUAUCCUGUUGCUUCUAGUGCAAACCCCCGAGUGGUUUGCUUAAUUUUGCAACACUUGUGUCCAUCAUGUGACUGAUUUCAGACAAACUGUAAUACAUUUUCAUUUGUGCACUCCAGCCAUGGGUUUCAUUGUUUUUUUUUUUGUAUGUCUGUAUUGAAGGACUGUUAAGUGAAGCAUUUGAGCUUGUCUUUCCCUGUACAUGCUUCUUCUCUCCGAUCAGUUUUGACGACUUCAUUGAAACACUGUACACUGCCCAUUUUAAUGAGGUUUUCAAAUAAUAAAGCAGCCUUUCCAUUUUAGGAUUUUUCUAACAUC